GGAGGAGCACGUUAGUCUGCGGCGAGCGAAGAGCACACUCGGGUGGGCGGAUCGUAGCAGUGACAGCGACGCUCUUGGACUCUCAACAAACUGUCAAAAAAAAGCCAACUAACGCCAUGGCGGAGUUAGACCUGAGUCUGAGCGACGCGCUGACGGAUAUCACUCCCCAGCCGGGCCCGGAGGACCUGGUGGAGAAGGACUUUGUGGCCCAGCAGGAGGCGGAGCCCUUCGACGACCAGGUGGGGGAGACGGUGGGGAAGACGGACUACGUGCCCCUGCUGGACAACGACGACACCAGGGCAGACACGGGUGUGACGAUGGAGAAUGGCGAGCAGGAAGCUCAUGGGGUGCAAAAGCCUGGUUGCAAGCUGACCGCGGGGGCACUGACGCCGCACCCAGAGCCACAGGGGGAGGUGCGGCCGCCAUCGCUGGACCAGCAGGAGGCCUCGGGUACCUCGGCUACAGACUUCCUAUCAGCCUCCAUGGCAAGUUAUUCAGAUCGUGUUGAUCCUCAGACCAGUCCUGGCCAUAUGAAGGAUACUGAUCGAAUGGGAGCUUUUCCAGGUGUACAGCCAGAUUUCUCCCAGACCGGUGGGAGGACCAUGGAUGUGGGGGCUGCACCCCUGUCUGCAGAGAGGAUUCAGCAUGUCACACCUGCAGCGGGUUCUGAAGCCCAGAAAGAGCACAGCCCCAUGCUGCCUGAACCCCAGACUCCUGGCAGCCCUGUGGAUCCGUCACCAGGUGCCUUAGGCUCCUGCUGGCCACACCCGGCUGACUGUCUACAGACAGACCUCCCUUUCAGCCCCAGCGUUUCCACGGUGAUCAGUCGCCACGCCCGCCAUCUUGCUGUCGGCCCCGACGUCCCCCCGGGCAGUUUGCCGAGCCGGGAGAGCGCCGCCCACGCUGGGGCCGACGAAAAGGAGGGAGACAGUUCAGACCGAAAACAGAAGAGGAAGAAGAAAAGGCGACAGAAGGAUGAGGGCUCUUUCGAGCACUUGGAGGGCAGGGGUCACCCUGAGGUGCAAACACAGGGAGAAAACACGCCCCCCACAGAGGAGUUCUACAACAGGAUUGGCCCAAGGCGGGAAAAAGGCGACGGCGGCUGGGAGGAGCAACUUGAGAAGAGUGGAGGCCGCGUAAAGAAGAGUAAAAGCAGGAAGAAGCUUCCGGAGGAGUGGGGAGUGUCAGCAGAACCAUUCGUCCCUUCGGCAGCAGCCACCUCUCUAGUCACAGAGGAGCCAAUGGCGGAAAUGACGAGUGCUGCUCAGGCUGACACAGAGGCUUCGUUUGAGGACAUGGACACCAGCACGAGGUCGUGGAAAGAGGAGGCCUACCCCGAAGAAGGCCUGGUCCCUUCCCCCCCGUCUCGGGACCUAUUCUCCCCCACCGUUGCUUCCAUUAACCCACUGGUGCUGAACAGCGAGCUGAAAGCCACUGCAGCUCCGUUCACCAUGCCCCCUUCCACAGCCAGUGCAACACCCGGCUCCCUCCCCAUGGCGGAUCCAUUCGACCUCCUGAUGGAUACUGAAAAUGCAAGCUUAGGCAACAGCAGCCAGGUGUUUUCUCCGGGUUGGGACCUGGUUGACGGCAGUCUGUGUAACGCAGGUUCCUUCCAAGAGUCCUGUGUGCGGGGCACGCCCGAGGGAGACGCCUCUGCCUUCACCCCCGCCUCCCCCCAGCCAUGCCCAGAUCUAUCCCCGCAAGUCAAGGUGUCCGCCUCGGCCCCGCCCCUCUCGCCCUCAGAUGCUUCAUUGCUCCUGAACGACCCCAACAUGAGCAGCAAUACCGAGCUAUUUGACUUCAGUUAUGUGGUCCCUUCAGGUCAACCUUUGACCUUGGGGUUGUCUCUUGAAACGCCUAGCCCCGCCCCUCUCCGCUCCCCCAAAACCACAGCGCAGGAAUUCCAACCUAAAGAGCACAAAGACGCCAAUUCGAACCAGAAACAACCCAAGAAGUCUCGUUCUUCAUCUUCCUCCUCCUCCUCUCUAAAGAGUCCCACCUCCCCAAGUGCAAAGGAUUUCCUUCCGCAAGCAUCCCCCAGCCCUCAGCCCGUCCUCCCCUCCAGCCCAGGAUCCGGGCUCAACCCCACAGCGAAGCCCUUCUUUCCCAGCUUUGCUGAUCCCUUGGAAGAACCAGCCGUGGUCCUUCCAGUUGCCCCCAUCAUUGAAGUAAAAUCUGACAAGAUGGAAAAAGCGGAGAAGGAAGAAAAGCCUCAGGAGGACGUAAAGAACGUGGACAUGUUCGACCCCCUGUCUGACAGAGCCGAGCAGAAGAGCGUGAAGGUGGAAUACGCAGCCACUGAGACCCCAGCCAAGGUGGAGAAAGAGAAGAAGACAGAGACACAGAAAGAGAUGGAGAAGGAGAAGGAGACAGAGAAGGAGAAGCAGACAGAGACACACAAAAAAGAGAUGGAGAAGGAGAAGGAGACAGAGACACAGAAAGAGAAGGAGAAGCAGACAGAGACACAGAAAGAGAUGGAGAAGGAGGAGGAGACAGAGACACAGAAAGAGAAGGAGACAGAGACACAGAAAGAGAAGGAGAAGCAGACAGAGACACAGAAAGAGAAGGAGAAGCAGACAGAGACACAGAAAGAGAAGGAGAAGCAGACAGAGACACAGAAAGAGAAGGAGAAGCAGACAGAGACACAGAAAGAGAAGGAGAAGCAGACAGAGACACAGAAAGAGAAGGAGAAGGAAAUGAAGGAUGCAGGGAAAGUUAAAGAGGAGAAAGUGAAGGUGACAGAGAAGGUGGACGAGAAGAAUGAGACAGAAGUGGAGAAGACCCAAGUAGAGAGCAAAGCGGAGAAAACCCAGAAUGUGGGAAGAGUGGACCAAAGCGCAAAGUCCACCGUGCACGAAACUGAGAAGCUGGAGAAAAGAGAGGCGAAGGACUGCACAGAACGCCACGCGGACAAAGCCCAGAAGACCCCGGAGCCACAGCCGGCACCCGUGGAGCCAGAUACCGCCUGUGACCGGCCGGAGAGCAAGGCCGACACGGACCCACAGGCGACGCCAGGACCGGGAGACGGCAAGGAGAAGGUGCACGCCGACCCGGCCAAGGGGACGGAGAAAGAGGACGAGGCGGAGAAACGGCAGCAGCGGGCCGUUCAGGAGGAGCAGAAGGACAAAGGGCCGGCCAACAAGAAGAUGGUGGAGAAAAAGGAUGACAAGAAGGACAAGGCCGCCGGACCGGACGGAGGAGACAAGGCCAAAAAAGCCAAACCUGCCACCAACGGGAGCAGCGCCCCGCCGGCAGACAGGAGGACAAAGGCGGCUGCCGGGGGCCCCAAACCCAGCGCUGCUGCUGCUGCUGCUGCUGCUGCUGCUAAGGCGCGCCUGGGCACCGCGGCUCCAGGGGGCCCAGCGCCGACUAAGCGCCCCGCAUCCUCCUCCACCACCGCCACUUCCAUCUCGGACAAAAGAACUACCGCAGCCAGAGCCCCGCCCACAGCCGCUGCCGGUCCAAAGCGCCCCCCCACCACCACCUCCAGCACCCGCCCUGCAUCCUCCACCACUGCCACGGCUGCAAGGGACGUCAGACCCAAGACGACUCCAGAGAGGCGCCCCCUUGUGCCGAAGGCCAGCACUGGCGCUCCAGCAGGCUCCACCGCUGCCACCAGAAAUGGAACCGCCUCAACGGCAGCCAGUAGAACCAUGACAUCGGCACGCACAGCGCCGCCUGCUCGCACCGCCACCACCGCCGCCGCAGCCAGAAGGCCUCUGGCCCCCAAGACGGACAGCAAAGCAGGAGAGGAGAAGAAGCCCGGUGCUCUGAGGACUUCUACAGCAGACCCUUCCAAGCCCAAGACCACCAGCGCCCCGGCUCUGCGCAGCACCGCUUCCACCGCCGCCGCCGCCUCUCGCGCCCGGAGCACAGCGGCCAAACCCGCCACGCCCUCCCCCUCCACCACCAGCGGCGCAGCGCCAGAGAAGAAGCCCACAGUGCCCCGCGCCCCUCGGCCCGCUUCCUCAUCCGCCGCCCCCUCCAGGACCACGGCUCGGCCCAGCGCGGCACCGGCCCCCGACAUCCGCAACGCCCGCUCCAAGAUCGGCUCCACGGACAACAUGAAACACCAGCCCGGGGGGGGGAAGGUGUCAUCCACCUCACUGAGUAGGGGCGCCGCCUCCAAAGAAACCAGCCAGAGCAAAGUUCAGAUAGUUUCCAAAAAGCUGGACUUCAGCCACGUCUCCUCGCGCUUGGGCUCCAAGGACAAUUUGAAGCAUGUUCCUGGUGGAGGGAAUGUGCAGAUCCUCAACAAGAAGGUGGACCUGAGUAAAGUGACCUCUAAGUGCGGAUCCAAGGACAACAUCAAGCACAAGCCUGGUGGCGGGAAGCUCGAGUCCCACAAAGUGAGCUUCAGAGAAAAGGUUCAGUCCAAAGGGGGCUCCUCGGACGCCUUGAGCCCUGCCGCCGCGGGAGGACACGUCGAGGCUGAGCGGGCCCAGAAGACACUGGAGGGGAGCGGCCCGGCAGCACCGGAGCCAGGGUCCGCAGGGGGCCCGUCCCAGGAGAACGGGCUGAAGGAGGGGGCUCGCUCUGACAGCGAGGGCCUCCAGGAGCCCCAGGCUCUGGACUCACGCAUCCCGGAGACAAAUUGAGUGUUUCGAGCUCAACUUCCGCGAGAAUGCUCGCUCUGGCACGGACCACGCCGCCGACAUCCUCACCCGGCCGCCCCUCCCCCCCCCACUCACCCCCCCCCCCCCCCCCCAACCCUCGCGACGAAGAUGACGCCCCGCCCACACAUGUCCACUCACCACCACAACCCCGCCAGCUCCGUUUUCUUCAGUGAAUGGACUUGCUCCCAUGAGCCUCCCCUCUGCCCCCUCCUCUCUUCAGGGGUGGGGGGUUCAGGGGGACAACAGCAGCUCCUUAAAGGGACCUCCACCUCCCUCCCCCCGCCCUGGCGGAGCCCUGAGAACUCUCACCUUUCACCUUCACUCUGUUUUUGAACGUUCCAAUAUCGACUUCAUGUUGCCACGCCUCCCCCCCCUCACUUCCAACUUCAUCCUCCUGUGCUAAUGAUGACCCCCCCCCCCCUCCCUCUCUCAAUGUUUGGCUAAAGUAAGUGACUGUAAGCUUUGGCCUCUGUGGGAAUCUAUGUGGCAUGGAAGGUUUUUCCAUGCCUCCUAACCGGCUGACCUGUAAUCAGUGGGAACCCUUCCGCGUGAACUGACACCCCCCCCCCCGCACAAUCGCACCCUCGACACACACCAAUAAGCACUGCUUCUGUUCUCCUCGUGACCCCGGUGACCUUCUGUAACCGCAUCGUGCAUCCCAAUGGCUCCAUCUGCGUCGAGCUCCCCCCCCCCC
Pungitius pungitius (ninespine stickleback) is the source of this 5310-nucleotide messenger RNA. Its product is annotated as microtubule-associated protein 4. Bases 117 to 4598 code for a protein of 1493 amino acids. NCBI's taxonomy places the organism in Eukaryota, Metazoa, Chordata, Actinopteri, Perciformes, Gasterosteidae. The transcript has 18 exons. The record is from RefSeq and is a predicted model, not a curated record. Gene Ontology annotation, biological process: neuron projection development; microtubule cytoskeleton organization. Gene Ontology annotation, cellular component: neuron projection. Gene Ontology annotation, molecular function: microtubule binding.